This is a messenger RNA of Nicotiana tabacum (common tobacco), 918 nucleotides long. RefSeq lists its product as uncharacterized. NCBI's taxonomy places the organism in Eukaryota, Viridiplantae, Streptophyta, Magnoliopsida, Solanales, Solanaceae. The record is from RefSeq and is a predicted model, not a curated record.
AUGGAUGAAGCAGAAAUGGUUAUGGUCUUCCUAGAGGCCCAUGAGGCGGACUACUUCCAGAACAUGAUGUCCGCUAUGAGUAAUCUGUUCGCCAAGGCUAUCAAAAUUAGGGAGAGAGUCGAAAAUGAUUUCAAUGGCUAUAUUGGGGCUAAUGCUAGGGGUUCUGAUGAUGUGCACGACGGGUUCGGUUUUGGGAACAAGAAUGAGGGAGGUACUUCACAGUUGGAUUUUGCUAGAACUUUUGAUUUGGUUAUAGCUAACUCGAGUUUCCCGAAGAGGGAAGAGCACCUGGUCACUUUCCGAAAUUCGAUGGGCAAGACUCAGAUUGAUUAUCUUCUUUACAGAAAAUGCGGUAAAGGUUUGUACACUGAUUCCAAGGUCAUCCCAAGUGAGCACCUCACGACCCAACAUAGGCUCCUAGUUAUGGACAAGGAGAUCAAGAAGAGUAGGAGGAAGAGGGUGGUGUGCAGGAAACCUAAGAUCAAGUGGGGUAACUUGACCGAGGACAAAGCUCAGGAGUUAGGGGAGAAGUUAUUGGCUAUGAGGGUCUGGAUGAGUAGGGAGGACGAGUCUAGUAUGUGGAUCACGACUGUAAAUUGCAUUAGGGAAGCUGCUAGAGAGGUCUUAGGGGUCACGAAGGGCUUUCCUGGGGGUCAUAAAGGAGACUGGUGGUGGAAUGGAGAGGUCCAAGGUAAAGUGAAAACUAAGAAAGCUGCAUAUUUAAAGCUAAUGGGGAGUACAAACGAGGAGGAAAGAAGGACUUAUCAGGAGUGUUACAAAAAGGCAAAGAAAGAGGCAAAGGUAGCAGUUACGACGGCUAAGAACGCGUCGUUUGCUGUUUGUACAAGGAGCUCGGGGGAAAGACGGGGACAAGAAGUUGUACCGAUUGGCCAAGGUGAGGGAGAGGAAGGCCCGUGA